Molecule: messenger RNA, 16656 nt
Organism: Melanotaenia boesemani (Boeseman's rainbowfish)
Lineage: Eukaryota; Metazoa; Chordata; Actinopteri; Atheriniformes; Melanotaeniidae
Gene: obscna
Product: obscurin, cytoskeletal calmodulin and titin-interacting RhoGEF a
Exons: 72
Coding region: 1-16608 (5535 amino acids)
Biological process (GO): protein phosphorylation
Molecular function (GO): protein kinase activity; protein binding; ATP binding
Source: RefSeq, a predicted model, not a curated record
AUGGGGGACAAUAUACCUGGAGGAAUUGUAGCAGCUGCAAAGAACCGCCUCCAAGUGGUGAAGGGCCUGGAGGAUGUGGAGGUGUCUGAAUGCGAGAGCUGUUGCUUUGAGGUAACCCUCAACCUAGCUUACAUAGAAGGCACUUGGACAAGGGAUGGGAUGCAGGUUAAAUCUAAGCCUAACUGUCGCAUCAGUACACAUGGGAAAAAACACUCCCUUAAGCUGAACCGGGUGACUUUGGGAGAUGCCGGUGUAUUCUUUUUCCAAGCCAACGGUGUUCAGACCUCAGGGCAACUCAGUGUCAGAGCUCGAGACAUCCAUAUUGUGAAAGAAUUGGAGGAUGUUGAUACGACUGAACGCCAGCCUGUGACCUUUGUCUGUGAGGUCAACCUGGUGGAUGUGGAUGGUCGGUGGUACUGUGAUGACUGCCGGAUCAGACCUGGAGACAGCGUCAAAAUCAGACAUCAGGGUAAAACUCACACCCUGUCCUUCAAGUCAGUCAGACCAGAACAUGCAGGAGAGAUCCGAUUCACUGCAGAGCGAGUCUCAUCUUAUGCAUCUCUCAGUGUAAAAGAGCUCCCAGUCCUAAUAGUACGUCCUCUAAGGGUCAAGAUUGCUAUGUAUCACCACCGAGGUCUGUUAGAGUGCCAGGUGUCACGACCUAAUGCUCAAGUUAAGUGGUACAAGAACAGAAGGGAACUCCUGCCCAGUAGGAAAUAUCAACUAGUCAGCCAAGAUGUUUACAGGCAGCUGACCAUUGAAGAUGUCUGCUCCUCCGAUGAAGAUACCUACACAUGUGAUGCAGGAGAUGACAAAACAUCAUGUCAGCUUCUGGUGGAGGAGCAGGCUAUCAGCAUAACAUGUGGCAUGAAGUCAGUGGAGGUGAUGGAGCCAGAACCGGCACUAUUUCAGGUAGAAACCAAUCUAAAGUCAGGGAGGCCCCCAAGAUGGACCCUGAAAGAUGAGGUCCUGGAGCCCUGUGCAACAGUGAACAUUGAGAGGGAGGGAACGCUCCACAGCCUCUGUUUCACAGCCACGGACAGCUCCAUGUCAGGGCCUGUGGUCUUUGUGGCUGGGAAGAGUCGUUCCACUGCUCAGCUCACUGUGAAUGAGCGACCUCUUCAGGUAGUUCAUCACUUGGAUGAUGUAGAAGCAAAAGAGAACAGCUCUGUGACUCUCAGCUGUAGGUUUGCCCCCUCUCCCAGGGUUGUGCGGUGGUUUAAAGGUCGCACAGCUCUAAAGGCCUCGAAUAAGUACACCAUGAAGAGAGAAGGGAGGCGAGCUGACCUUAUCAUUCACGGCUUGAUAGGGAUGGAUGCAGGGCAUUACCGCUGCAUGGCUGGAGGUUCUCAGAGCACAGCACAGGUGAAAGUAGAAUUGAAAACACUAAAGAUGGUAAAACAUCUUGAGCCUGUGGACAUUGAAGAGGAUGGCAUUGCCACCUUCUCAUGUGAGCUCAACUAUGUGGUUGCAAAUGUAGAAUGGCUCCUCAACAAUGUCCGGCUCUAUUCCAACGCCAUCAACAGGAUCCAGCACAUGGGCACAAUGCACUGCCUCACGAUGAAAAAGCUUCGGCCGCAAGAGAGCAAAAUUACCUUCAAAGCAGGUGUCCUUACAGAGACAACCUCCUUAAAGGUCAAGGAGCACCCAGCAGUGUUCCUUAGGUCUUUGGAAGAUGCAGCUGGAGAGGAACAAGGAGAUGUUUGUCUGCAAUGUGAAAUUUCCAAAGAUUCAGUAGUACCUAUUUGGAAGAAGAAUGGUGUGGUCCUGACAGCUGAUGACAGACAUGAGCUUCUGCAGUUUGGAAGGUCCAUGGCACUGAUUAUCCAUUCUCUGAGUAAAGAUGAUGCUGGACAGUACAGUUGUGAUCUGGGCACCAGUCAGUCUAAAGCUAAAGUGACAGUCCAUGACCUACAUAUCACCAUUGCCCAGCGAAUAAAGACAACUUCUGUUCUGGAGGGUGAAAGCUGUACUUUUGAGUGUCAUCUCUCUCAUAAUAUCGAUGCUGAGCCUUCCUGGACAAUUAAUGGCCAGGUGGUGGUUACCAACAGCCGCAUUCAGCUUAUCAACAAUGGCUGCAAGUAUCAGAUGACCAUCAGAGAUGCUUUACUUACUGACUCUGGCGAUGUGGUCUUUGCAGUUAAAGACCUAACCUGUAGGACCAUGCUAUUUGUCAAAGAGAAGCCAGUGCACAUCUUCAGGGACCUGCUGAAUGUCAAGGCUGUGCCUGGAGAGGAUGCAGAGCUGAGCUGUGAAAUCACCAAACCUGAAGUGACCAUCCGUUGGCUGAAAAAUGGACAUCUUAUUAGACAGAGCCCCAAAUAUGAAAUGAGUGUGGAGAAGAACCUGGCACGACUGGUGAUCAAGAAUAGCACCAUUAGAGACUCUGGAGAGUAUUGCUGUGAGGCAGAGGGUGUUGCCUCUCGUGCCAAGCUGGAGAUCAGAGAACUCCAGCACACAUUUGCAAAGGAGCUCAGAGACACUCGAGCAGAGGAAAAGGGUAAGGUGACCUUGGAGUGUGAGACCAGACGGCCAGCCAAGCGUGUGAUCUGGCUGAAAGGCAUGGUGGAGCUGAGGUCCGGCAGGAAGUAUGUCAUCAGGCAGAAGGGAGUGGUGCUCUCUCUAACCAUUAACUGUCUGGAGAAAUCGGAUACAGAUAUUUACACCUGUGAUGUUGGUACCAUGCAGAGCCGGGCACAGCUGACCGUGCAGGCCAUCCCAGCAGAGUUCACCCAGUCUCUGAAUGCUGUGGAAGCCAAAGAAGGAGAAGCUAUUACCUUAAGCUGUGAAUAUUCUCUGCCUGGAGUCCAGUUCCACUGGAGGAAAGGUUUAGAAAAUAUAAGACCUGGAGACAAGUAUCUGAUGAAACAGCGGAAGACGAUCAUCUCUCUCACCAUCAAAGCCCUGACAGCCGAGGACUCUGGACAGUAUACAUGUCAGUGCAGAGAACACUACACAACAGCUGCCCUCAAAGUUCACACUAUUCCCAUUACAUUCAUUCAACAGCUGAGGAACAUGCAGGCUGAGGAAGGCAGCAGCGUCAUAUUGCGUUGUGAAAUUUCCAAACCUGGAAUACCAGUUGAAUGGAGGAAAGGGAAUGAAUUGCUGAAGAAUGGGAUCAAGUACCAGAUAAGGAAAAGGGAGACGACAUUGGAGCUCCUGGUAUGGAAGCCUGUGCCUGAAGACAGUGGGGUUUACAGCUGCGUGUGUGCUGAUCAGAUGACAUCUGCUACCGUUAAGAUCACUGCUCUACCAGUCACUUUCAAGCACAAGCUGAGGAAUGUGUUGAUUGAGGAAGGCAACACUGCAACGUUACGCUGUGAGCUGUCCAAACCCGGUCACACCGUUGAGUGGAGGAAAAGAGGGAAUGAACUUAUCAGGAAUGGAGAGAAAUAUCACAUGCGGCAGAGAGACAUGCUUAUUGAACUGAGGAUCUUUGAUGUGGCCCUCGAAGACAGCGAUAUCUACACAUGCAUUUGUGGGGACAUAGAGACCACUGCCACUCUAACUGUGAAUGCCCUCCCUGUUACCUUCAAGCAAAAACUGAAGAACCUCCAAGUUGAGGAAGGACACAACAUUACGCUGCAUUGUGAGAUUUCUAAAGCUGGCGUUCCAGUGGAGUGGAGGCUUGGAGGAGAGCUGUUGGAGAAUGGAGAGAAGUAUCAGAUAAAACAGAGGGACACAGUCCUGGAGUUGACCAUCAGAGAUGCUGCACCAGAGGACAGUGGUGUCUACACCUGCGUGUGUAGAGAGCAGAAAACAAAAGCCACUGUAAAAGUGAUUGAACGGCCCAUUAAAUUUCUCCAGGAAUUGAAGAAUAUUCAGGUGCAGGAGGGCAAUGGAGUGACGCUCUGCUGUGAGUUGUCCAAACUGGGAGUUCCAGUGCAGUGGAAGAAGGGAGACAGUGUGCUCACCAGUGGAGAAAAGUACCAGGUGAAACAGAGUGGCUCCACAAUGGAGCUUCUCAUCAGGAAGAGUCUUCCUGAGGACAGUGGCACAUAUAGCUGUGUUUGUGAUGACAUAAAAACCACAGCAACUGUCAUUAUUACUGCAAUCCCAGUGACUUUUAAGCAGAAACUGAAGAACCAAGAAGCUGUGGAGGAGGGUCAAGUGACACUACGCUGUGAGCUCUCCAAACCAGGAGUGCUGGUGGAGUGGAGGAAAUAUGCACAGCUCCUAAAGGAGGGAGAAAAAUAUCAGAUUAAACAAGAGGGUCGGGUAGCUGAGAUGUUGAUUAGAAGUUUAACUCUCGCUGAUGCUGGAGAGUACUGCUGUUCUGCAGGACCGGUAGUGACAUCAGCUGACAUUAGAGUCAGAGCACUUCCUGUAACAUUUAAGCAAGGGGUUGAGAAUUUGGAGGUGAAGGAAGGAGACAAUGGAGUUUUCUGCUGUGAGCUCUCCAAACCUGGAGCUCCCGUAGACUGGAGGAGAGGCAGAGUCAUCCUAAAGCCUGGUUACAAGUAUGAGAUGAAACAGGAAGGACAUUUCACCAAACUGAUCAUCAACAAUGUGGAGGAGAGUGAUGCUGGCAAAUACACCUGCAAGACCGAAGACAGCCAAUCAUCUGCUGAGCUCACAGUCAAAGCUCCACCCGUGACGUUUAAGACAAAGCUAAAGAACCAGCAGGUAGAGGAAGAGAACAGCGUGACCUUGACCUGCGAGCUGUCCAAGUCUGGCCUUGCUGUGGAGUGGAGAAAAGGAAAAGAACUGCUAAAGAAUGAUUUCAAGUACCAGAUUAAAAAUCACAAUGGCAUCAUGGAGCUGACCAUCAAAAACACACAACUUGAAGACAGUGGCCUCUAUAGCUGUAAUUAUGGAGAUGCCAAGACCACAGCCAAUGUGACAAUUACACCCAUUCCCCUUUCCUUUAAAAUGGGACUGAAGAACCAGGAGGCCCCUGAAGGAGGAAAUGUGUGCCUGCGCUGCGAGCUGUCCAAGGCUGGGGUGCCUGUGCAGUGGUGGAAAGGGGAGGACCAGGUUUAUCAUGGAGGAAGAUACCAGAUGACACUGAAGGGGAAAAUAGCUGAGAUGACCAUUCGAAACGUCCUGCCAGAGGACGUGGGAGAGUACAGCUGUGUUUUUGGUGGGCAGAAGACAACAGCUGAAGUGAAUGUGAGAGCGGCUGCAUCUGUUUUCUUUGAGAAGGAACUAGAGAGUCAAGCAGUGAUGGAGGGGAAAUCUGUGCUGCUUUCUUGUGAAGUUUCCAGUGCAAAUGUUCCUGUCACUUGGAAAAAAGACAACAUUGUGGUGGAAGAAGGAGAGCAUUAUAUAGUAAAGAAAAAGGGUCCCUUGCAUACACUGGAGAUUAAGAAACUGUAUCCAGAAGAUGCUGGGGACUACUGCUGUAUUACCAGAGGAAAAAAGACAACUGCCAAGCUGAUUGUGAGGGAGCGUGUUAGGAUUGUUAGAGAGCUGCAGGACAUAACAGUGACAGCGGGAGAGGAUGCUGUGUUCGUGUGUGAGUUGAGCCACGCAGAUGUGAGUGAGGGCAUCUGGUGGCUUGGCUCCAGCCCUCUGCAGAAGAAUGAGAUGAACCACAUGACAUGCCACGGUCGCCAGCACCGCCUGGUCCUCACCAUGACAACACCCGAGGAGACGGGCACUGUGGCAUUUGUAGUCGGGGAGGAGAGGACAUCUGCUCGUCUGCUAGUUGUUCCUAAGCCCAAAGUUUUAUUUGAGGAAAAGCCAAAAGACACAGUGGUGAUGGAAGGAGAGACAGCUACUUUGUGUUGCACUAUCUCUGACUUGAUCACCAUGGUUACCUGGAGACGCAACCAAAUCCCCCUUCGAAAUAGUGAUAAAUAUGAAAUACGUAAGGAGGGAAAGAUGAACCUGCUGCUUAUCCAUGAUGUUGAGCCCCAGGAUACAGGCAUAUACUCCUGUGAUACAGGAGAUGUGCAGAGCAGCGCCAAACUUACUGUAACAGAGCUUCCUCCGUUCUUCCAGGAAGAACUUCAGAGUGUGGAAGCUGAAGAAGGAGGUUCAUCUUCCCUCUACUGUGAGCUAUCUAAACUUGGAGUGCCAAUUCAGUGGAAGAAGGAUAGGCUGCCACUAAGAGCAAGUAGGAAGUUCGAAAUAAGGCAAGAUGGCUGCUUCCUACAGCUUUACAUUAAGGAGCUCAAGCUUGAGGAUGGUGGUACCUACUCGUGUCAGGCAGGAAGUGCAGAGACCACUGCAACAGUGACAGUGAAAGAGCUCCCUCCUUUCUUCAAGAAAGAAUUACGAAGUGUAGAGGCUCAGGAAGGAACUGCAGCCUAUUUGCAAUGUGAGCUGUCUAAACCUGGGGUGUCGGUGCUUUGGAAGAAGAACAGACUUCCGCUUAGAGCGAGCAAGAAAUAUGAAAUGAAGCAAGAUGGCUGCUUCGUCCAGCUCCUCAUCAAUGAGGUCAAACCUGAAGACAGAGGCAGCUACACAUGUCAGGCAGGAGGCACAGAGACCACUGCAACUGUCUCAGUGAAAGAGCUUCCACCAUGUUUUAAAAAGGAUCUGCAAAAUGUGAAGGCUGAAGAGGGAGGCAUAGCCUCGCUUUGUUGUGAGGUGUCCAAACCUGAUGUGUCUGUGCUGUGGAAGAAGAACAAACUGCCUCUGAAAGCCAGCAGGAAGUAUGAGAUGAAGCAAGAGGGCUGCUUCCUGCAGCUCAAUAUUAAAGAGCUCGAACUUGAAGAUGGUGGCAACUACACUUGUCAAGCAGGAAGCUUGGAGACCACUGCCACUGUAUCAGUGAAAGAGCACCCACCAUUUUUCAAAGAAGAUUUGAAAAACGUGGCCAUUGAGGAGGGAGGUACCGCCUCCCUCUGCUGUGAGGUUUCUAAGUCUGGGCUACCAGUACAAUGGAAGAGGAACAGGUUGCUACUGAGAGCGAAUAAGAAGUACGAGAUGAAGCACAAUGGCUGCCUCCUCCAGCUCCACAUCAAAGAUCUCACACUUGAAGACAGCGGCAGCUACUCUUGUCAAGCAGGAGCAGCAGAGACCACUGCAACAGUGACGGUUAAAGAGCUCCCCCCCUUCUUCAAGGAAGAGUUAGUUAGUGUAGAGGUUGAGGAAGGACAUAUAGCCACCCUGCGCUGUGAAGUGUCUAAACCUGGAGUGUCAGUGCAGUGGAAGAAAAACAAGCUGCCACUGAGAGCCAGCAGGAAGUAUGAGAUGAAGCAAGAAGGCUGCGUCAUCCAGCUCCACAUUAAGGAUCUCAAACCUGAGGACAGUGGAAACUACACAUGUCAAGCAGGAAGUGCACAGACCACUACAACUGUAACAGUGAAAGAGCUCCCACUAUUUUUCCAUAAAGAAUUACAACACGUAGAAGCAGAGGAGGGAGGUACAACUUCCUUGUUCUGCGAACUGUCCAAGCCUGGCGUGUCAGUACAAUGGAAGAAAAACAGACAGCCAGUAAGAGCAAGCAGGAAGUUUGAGAUGAAGCAGAAUGGUGGUGUUCUCCAGCUCAACAUCAGAGACCUCAAGCCCGAGGACAGUGGCAGCUAUACUUGUCAAGCGGGGAAUGUAGAAACUUCUGCAAAUGUGGUAGUGAGAGAACUUGUUCCAUUGUUCAACAAAGAAUUACAAAGUAUAGAGGCAGAGGUUGGUGGUAUGGCCUCCAUGUACUGUGAGCUGUCCAAACCUGGAUUGUCUGUGCAGUGGAAAAAGAACAAUCUACCACUGAAGGCCAAUAAGAAGUACGAGAUAAAACAGGAGGGCUGCUUUCUGCAGCUCAACAUCAAGGAGCUCAAGUGUGAAGACAGUGGUAGCUAUUCUUGUCAUGUUGGAGGUGCAGAGACCUCUGCAACUCUGCAAGUGAAAGCAGUACAACCAACUCCAAACACAGAAGCACCUACAAUACUACCAAAGAUGAAAGGCACUGUUUCCAAACCAACUCUUACCCCAGAGGAUGAGAGGCCCCUUUCUGAGGCCAAAUCUGUUCCUCCUGAGCCCAAAAGGAGGACUAACAGGAAGACAUCUAUUACUAAUUUAGAAAAAGACGUGGAGCCAAUUUUUGACCUCAAGGCGUCCAUGCUGAAGGAGACUAGUGAAGUCCAAAAGAGCAUUCGACCUGCAAAAUCUAUGGAAAAAGACUUUGAUGUUGCACAGAAUGUAACACAAGAGGAGAGGAAUAAAGAGAAAGAUGGCGAGAUGCACAAGAAAGCUGAUAAGCCAGUGAGACUACUAGAGAAGGAUUAUAGGGUUGACAGAAAGGUUGAUGAACCAGCUAGACCUUUGGGUACAGAAAAUGACAGUUUCUUGGCAAUGAGACAAUCAGGAAGGAAUUUGGAAGAAUUAGUUAAUUUUGGCCUUGAAGCAAGACAGUCAGACAAUGUUAUGGGCAGCACUCUGGAUGAACUGAGAGAAAAGGAAAAUGAAACUGACCUGAAAGAGCAAGGAAAGCCUUCAGGGAAAAUGACUAAAGUUGAGCAGAAGGUGAAGCAACCAGAAAUAACACGGAGGAACAGUCAGGAUGAAAAACACCCAGUAAAGCCCCAAGAGAAGACCGAGGAGGAUGUAGCAUCUGCAGAAAAUAAAGCUGAAGUGGGCAAGAUAGCAGAGGAGUCUUUUAAACCACCAAUAAGAUCAAAGGGAAAGAUAAUGGAAAGAAAGUGUAUCUCAAAAGAAGCUGAGGAGACACAAGCAGUAAAGACUACACCAAAUGAUUCUGAGGAAGAGUAUAAAUGGAAAGAAAAGCAAGUGUCCACAGAAGCGCAAAGAGAGAAAAAGGCACUGAAAAUAAUACCCUCUGCUAAUCAACUGGACAAACAGCCAGUGGAACAAACAGAAAAACCUGAAGGAAAAGUUUCUGAAAUAGUUCCCCCAAAGCCACCUAUGAGGACUAAGAGCAAAGUAAAGAGAGUAAUGGAAAAACAAGUAUCCAGGGACACAGAGACAGAUCAAGAUGAGGAAAUGCUGACAAAUGUUGUGGUAAGAUCAGCUGAAGAAAAGCCAGUAAGAAAGCUAAUAAAACCAAUUGGAAGAGAGGUUGAAAUGAAACCAAAACUGGAGAGGAGCCAGUCCGUCACAGCCAACAGUGAAACAGUCGAUAACAUAAAGCAGCCAAUAAAACAGCCAGUUAAACCCAUGCAAAAAGAGCCUGAAGCACACCAGAAUAUCAAGUUGGCAGUUGAGCCAAUUAGAAGAAGAGAAGAGCAACAAAUGCCAAAGCAGGCAGAAGACAUUCCUCUUCUAUACAUUUCUGAAGAUGAAACUUUCUCAGAAGCUUUGACUGAGCUACCCACUAAUCAUGUCCAACCCCCUGUCUGCAUUGUUGAUGAGCAAACUGAAGAGCUGCCACUACAGAAGACACAGUCAUGUGAUAUUUCUCCUGCAGAGAUUGGGAUCAACAUAGAGGAUGAACCCCAAAUGCAAGAGGCUGCAGUCAAGAUCCAGGCUGCCUUUAAAGGCUACAAGACCCGGAAAGACAUGCGACCAGUCUUUAAAGAGGUUUUCAAAAACCAAAAUGCAGAUCUCCAUGGUACCCUCAGUCUAAAGUGUGUUGUAGAAGGAAAACCCAGCACUAUUCAUUGGCUCAAAGAUGGCCAACAAAUUACUAAUGAUCAGCGAAACAGGAUUAAAACUUCAGAGCAUGGAGAAUGUACACUUGUGAUCAAAAACAUGGCUAACAGUGACACUGGAGUUUACACUUGUGAGGUAGCGAAUAAGUUUGGUGUGACCUCUUACAAUGGAAACAUAACAGUUGUACAGACUGUGCAACCUUCUCCUGCCGCCCAGAAGCCUAUACACCCACCACUUGCAGCCAUAACUCCUUUGCAGCUUGCUCCAUCAAAGUCUGAAGCUCAGGCCAAAACCCAAGGUCUCGCUUCAGAACCAGAUGCUAAAAAUUAUGUAGAAAGCAUGAGUGUAUCUCUAUGGGAGGCCUACAACCUGACAGAGCAGGACACUCAAACGAGCCUACAGGAAGGAAGAAGAUCUUCAAUCAUUGCUGUCAGCUCAAUGUCCAGUCCCUCUGAUUAUGACACCGCUCCAGACAUAAUGGAACCUAUCCAGACUGGUCCAGCCAUGCCGAGGGAAAUACCAAAAGCCGCAAAACCAGCAGACCAAUUACCUGCAAAUGAGAAUAAGAAACAGCUAGCUGCGCCACAAGCUCCAAAGAAAUUACUGAUGGUCAAAGGGCCUCCUGAUAGUAAAUUGAGGACACCAUCUCCAAAACACCAUCGUGCCCACACACCCAUAACUAGCACUGCAUCUGGAUCUGAGUCAGAGGGGGAUGAGGACAGGCGAGAGACAUUUGAGAUGUAUGUGGCUCGAGCUGACUGCAGCCCUAAUAGUGGAAUUAAGGACAGUUUUGUUCUGAAGGAGGGUCAGUUUGUGGAGGUCCUGGACUCUGUUCAUCCCGACAGAUGGCUGGUGAGGACCAAACCCACAAAAACUAACCCUGCACGACAGGGAUGGCUGUGUCCAGCCUAUUUGGAGAAGAAGAGAAAGGAGACCUUCCCACAAUUAAGAGCUCCUCAAGAAGAUCUUGAUGGAAUUGGGUCUACAGGAGAGGAGUACAGGAGAGCUCUGAGUCAGCUGAUCCAAGGCCUAAUAGAUGGAGAAGAGGAGUUUGUAAAGGCGAUGAAGAUGUUUAUCUCUCAUCAGCUGAAUUAUUUGGAUUCAAGCACCAAUGUCCCCAUUAACAUCCUCAACCAGAAAGAGAUCAUUUUCAGGAACAUGAAGGACAUUGUGUUUUUACAUGAACGUUCUAUCCUCCCUGGUCUGAAAGAAUGUGUUACAGAUGAUGAUGUUUCCAUGCAUCUGAUCAAGCACACUGAAGACUUUGAGAAGUACCUUCACUACAUGGUGGGACAAACACAAGCAGAGGCCUGCGUCAGUGACAAGACUGUCCAGCAAUAUUUCAAACAAUUAGCAGGAUCUGUUGGGUCUGACGCCUCUGCCAUGGAUGUCCUUACUUUCCUCCAGCAGCCAGUAGAGAGGAUUCAAACCUACCAGGCUUUAUUGAAGGAGUUGAUAAAGAACAAAGCUAAGAGUGGCCAGAGCUGCUAUUUGUUGGAAGACGCCUUCUGUAUGGUGUCCUGCUUACCCUGGAGGUCUGACAAUCUGCAUCAGGUAUCUCUCAUAGAAAACUACCCAGCGCCUCUCACUGCCCUGGGUGAGGCAGUGCGACAGGGUGUUUUUACAGUGUGGGAGGAAUCUCCAGAAAUAAAAACUGCCUCUAGAGGGCAUCAGAGACAAGUUUUUCUCUUCAGGGACUGUAUUGUUUUGUGUAAAGUGAAAAAAGACACCAGCAUGAACCGGGACACAUACAUCUUUAAGAACAAAAUGAAGCUGAAUGAUGUGGAAAUAAAGGAGACUUUGGGUGGAGAGGAAAGGUCUUGGGGGUUGUGGCAUGAACACAGGGGAUCCAUUCGUAGAUAUACACUCCAGAGUCAUUCCACACUUGUGAAACUCUCCUGGCUGAAAGACCUGAAGGAGCUGCAGCAACGCUCCAGCCAGCUCACCAACAGCCCUCCUGUCUUUGAAACACAGUUGUGUGAUUUUACAACAAUGAUUGGGCAGACGAUCAAACUGACCUGCAAAGUCUCUGGAUUGCCAAAACCAGUUAUCAGCUGGAUAAAAGAUGGUCUUCCUUUGGAGGAUGACCCGCGUCACAUCAUUACAGCAGACCGUUCGGGAAUGUGCAGUCUCAUCCUGGACAGUCUCACUGCUGAGGACUCUGGACAGUAUGCCUGCUACGCUACCAGCUCCAUGGGCAGUGCCGGCACUCUGGCUAAGGUGGUGGUGCAGGCUGCACCCCGGUUUGUGAGUCGACUGGAGAGUGCUUGUUUGAUAGAAGGAGAGGAUAUCCAGUUCUCUUGCUCCACACUUACCACACCUUUACCACGAAUCAGAUGGUUGAAGGAUGGUAGAGAGUUAACUGACCACCUUAAAUAUUUGAUUGUAAAUGAUGCUCGCAGUGGAAUCCUGUCUCUGACAGUCAUCAGGGCAACAGAGACAGAUAUUGGGCAGUAUGAGUGUGAGCUUUGGAAUGAACUUGGCUGCGUCAAAUGCAAAGCAGGUAUGUGUCCUGCCUUUGUCCCGCCAACUGACAAUGAGAAUGACCAGCCGCAGGACUUACCUGCUAAAGAUGCUGACUCUGAGGGCUGGUCCACUGCUUUUGUCAAGAAAUGGUUACAGACUGAUUUCAGUCCCACCUCUAUUGCCAAGAUGAUUUUCCCUCCAGAUUACUCUGAACAUGCUGAAGAGGAUGUUCCCACCUCUGCAUCCGAUCAUGUGGUAAGGCAGCCUCCGUGUUACCAAGAGGAAGAAGAGGAGAUCUUCAUCUCAGAACCAAUGCAGGAAAUUACAGAUGCUCCUCCAUCCAUCCAAGUCCCCACAGAGGACAUGUGUGUUGAACCAGGCCAACCCGCAACAUUUACAGCCAUUAUAACAGGAAGACCUACUCCUAAGAUACAGUGGUACAAGGAUGGAGAGGCGCUUGCAGCUAAUGAGAAUUUGAAGAUUGUUCAGCAUGGUGCUCGCUUCUCUGUGACCAUAGUGUGCCCCGAGGGUGAGGACAGUGGCAUAUACACCUGCUUUGCCUACAAUGACUCUGGUCACACAUCGUGUGAAGCUCAGCUUACAGUUGAAGAAGUUCCAAUUGAGUCUCAGGAGAAAGAGGUGGAGCUGGGGAAGAGAAGGAAGUUAUUUUCUGUCUAUGAUAUCCAUGAGGAAAUUGGAAGGGGAACUUUUGGGGUGGUAAAGCGUGUCAUCCACAGAAGGACAGGGGAAGUUUUUGCUGCCAAGUUUUUGCCUCUCCGAAGUAGCACUCGGACCAGGGCCUUCCAGGAAAGAGACUUGCUCUCCCGCCUGGCUCACCCUAGGGUGGCCUGUCUGCUGGACUUCUUCUGUACCAGACGGACACUGGUGCUUAUCACAGAAAUGUGCUGCUCUCAUGGACUUGUGGACCAUUUAUUACUGAGAGGCUCUGUCUCAGAAAAAGAGGUUCAGUCAUAUAUCCAACAAAUUCUUGAAGGGGUUGGUCAUAUUCACAGCAUGAACAUCCUGCACCUGGACAUUAAACCUGAUAAUAUUUUAAUGGUGUAUCCUCCAAGAGAUGAGAUCAAGAUCUGUGACUUUGGCUUCUGCCAGGAAAUAGACACAUCGCGACACCAGUAUAGUGUGCUUGGUACACCUGAGUUUGUUGCACCUGAGAUCGUUCAUCAAGAACCCGUCACUGUGGCCACUGAUAUUUGGGCUGUGGGCGUCAUUACUUACCUCUGCCUGGUGUGUCGAUGUCCUUUUAUGGGCGAGACUGACCGUGCAACGUUGCUGAGGGUUGGGGAGGGGACUCUAAACUGGGAUGCACCAGACGUCAUGUGCAGGAGCCCUGACGCUAUAAAUUUUCUCCAUAUGGUCCUUCAGCCAGAUCCAGAGAAGCGGCCAUCUGCUUUUGAGUGUUUAAGCCAUGAGUGGUUCCAGGAUGAACAUGCAGGUGAAGAUACUGAUGAGAUCAACACAAAGAGUUUAAAAGUCUUCAUGUCUAAAAGGAAAUGGCAGCGUUCUUUGACUUCCGUUGGUUCAGUGCUCACAUUGAGGUCCAUUCCUGAGCUGCUAGAUGCUCCUCUCAGGGAGGCUUCAGUGACUGUGCCCCGGGAGCCCCAAGAGCACAGCAGCACCUCCCCGAGCAGUGGCUCCUCCUCUGAGUACGAUGAAGCCGACUCCUGGGACUUUUUCCAACAGUGCAGCCAGACCGAGGAGGAGGAGGAAACAGAGGAAGAAUAUGAUCCCUUAAUGGAGAGGGCACAGAUCCCUGAGCCUUUUGCCAAACACCACCUGGAUGAAGAGGAGGAUGAGGAUGGGACAUUAGGGGAGGAAGAGGAUGGGGAGAUGGUGGAGAGGAGGAGUGUAAUAGAGCGGAGUUUGAGCAGGCAGUCACUUGCAUCAUCAACAACAACAGAUCAAAUGACGCCUCAGUGGGAGCGUCGCCUCCACAAAGACAGCAAUCUGUCUCUCUACAUUUCUGAUGGGGAUGAGGGUUCAGGGAGUGAUGGAGGCCGUAUCCCUCGAGGCAGUGUUAUCCGAAGCACCUUCUAUAACACUUCUCAUCAACUUUCUCCUAUGUCUGCCCGACAUAUGACUCUACGGGACAAAUUCCAGGCCAAAAAGCAGGAGAGAGGCCGCAAGCCCCUCCGAAGAAGUUUCUCAGGGCGUCUCAAUGAACCUCUUAUUGAAUAUGUUGAGGAUGAAACUGAAAUCGGCCGUGGUCAGAGACGGGGAUCCAUUCAGCCCAGUAUGCAAAAGUCCUGUUCACUACCCCCUCACAGAAGGAGCAGGUCUCUAGAUGAGUAUUCUCGUCGAUCUCCCAGCUCACCCACGCGUACAACGACAAGGAAGGAAGAUGGCUCUCAGAGUAUGAAGGAGGACUUCACAGAUGAUGAGGUGGCAGAAAGAAAAUCACUGGCAAGCUCUCAGCGGACCACAAGAAGAAAAGGCUCUGUCACACCGGUACAAGGGACUCUCACAUGUACUGGACCAUCUCUUCCCUCAGAUUUCUUUGCUGGAGGCAAAAUGAAGACCAGGUUGGAUCAGGAGGAGACAGAAAGAGAUACUUUUGUCAGUUCCCAAGGAUCUUUGACUGAAUCUUUAAUUUUGGAGCAUGGUGGCUCUGAUUCAUCAAGUAGGCUGGGUUCUUAUGAGGAGCUAAGUCAUGGUCAUCUCAGAGGAAGAUACAAAUCAGGAGAGAGUGAUGGAUAUGAUGAUCAGGGAGAGCCCCUGAUUUCACCAUCCCCAUGCUUUUUUCAAGAAGUAAAAACCAGAAACUCAUUUCCACAGCCUCCACCUCGUAAUCGCACACGUUCUAAUCCCAAUCUAUCCACACACAGCAGAGGUCAGCCUGGGACUCCCUUAAUGCCCAGUCCCAGUCCUAGCCUCACAUCCCUACAGGCUCCUGAGAGGCCACCCAGGGCCAAAGACAGGAAAGAAGGCUCUGGCCUCCAGAGGCAUGCAUCUGCCCCAGCCCUUGAAGCCCGGCCUCCUACAGGAAAGUCACCUAAACUAGGACUUCUAAAGAUUUUUCGCAGGCAGUCCUGGACUGGCCAUUCAUAUUCUCAGCUGGAGGAAACAGAGUUAGGACCCACACUGGGACAGAUCAUGAAGCCUGAUACACCCACUAUGUCUCUGCGUAAGAAGAUGAGAGCUUCAGCUUCCAGUAUAACUAAACUGUUUUCCAGGUCUUCCAGUAAAGAAGACGUGAACAAAGGAGGGCCAAUAGUGAAAGGAUCGGCUCUGAUCCCACCCAAGAGGGAGCAUAACACUGGUCUUGAGAGUCCCCAAAAGAGAAGCUCCAAACUUUUACCAUCUUUCAAAAUACCCGCAUUUAAAAAGACAAAAGUCCGUCCCACCAAGGCUGAAGUGUUGCAGUUAGAUGGGGGUGGAGUCCUGCUGGUGUGGAGGCCUGUUCAGUCCAGUGACCCCAUCACUUACUGUGUACAGUAUUGUACAGACGGUGGGGAGUGGACAGUGCUGUCAGAUGAGGUGAAGGACAGCUGCUACGUGGUGAAGGACUUACCCAGAGGAGCUUCUUAUGUGUUCAGGGUGGGCUGCAUCACAAAGGCUGGAGCAGGACCUUUCAGUGAGGCUUCAUCUCCAGUUGUCAUGGCUACCCAUCCUGAAGAGAUCCACAUUCCUCUCAUUCAGACUGAGUUGCUUGGGUCAAAGAUCACUAGAUCAGAAUGUCAAACAACAAGCAGGAGCUUCAGCUUCCUCUCUGAGAUAAACAGGGGUCGAUUCAGCAUAGUAACUAUGUGUAGAAAUAUUGAAACCAGCCAGGUGUUUGCAGCUAAGAUCACCCCUUACCAGGCCGAGCAGAGACAGUUGGUUGUGCGUGAGUACCAGCUGCUGAGGAGGCUUCAUCACCCUCACCUGGUUCAGCUGCACGCUGCUUUUAUCACCCCCAGCUACAUGGUGUUAGUGGAAGAGUUGUGUCCUGGCAAGGAGCUGCUCUACAGUCUGGCUGCAAGGGAGCUGUAUGCAGAGACUCACGUUGCAGAGUUGCUGGUUCAAAUCCUCAGUGCAGUAGACCAUCUUCACAGCCGCCGAGUCAUCCACCUGGACCUGAAGUCUGACAACAUGCUGGUGGAUGAUUGCAACCACCUGAAGAUAGUUGACUUCGGCUCGGCUCAGCCCUUUAUACCCGGCCAGCCUCUCAAUAUUGAGCACAUCCAUGGCCUCUCAGACAGUAAAGACUGCUGCAGCAAAGUUUAUAUAGUCCUUCCUAAAGCCCCAGAAAUCCUAGAAGGUCAGGGGGUGGGCCCUGAGACUGACAUCUGGGCUAUCGGAGUCCUGUCGUUCAUCAUGCUGAGUGCAGACAGCCCAUUUCAUGCAGACCUCAGCUGGGAGCAAGACAGAAACAUCAAGAAAGGGAAGAUCCAGUUUGGUUGCUGUUACCCUGGUCUUUCCGAGGGAGCCUUAAACUUUAUGAAGAGCAGCUUGAAUAAUAAAUCCUGGGGGAGACCUACUGCAGCAGAAUGUCUCCAGAACCCGUGGUUGCGUGCUCAUCGUACCCCACACAAAGCCCGACACUCCAAAGUGUGUUUCUCCACAGACAAGCUCAAGGCUUACCUCACACAGAAGGAGGAGAAACGAGAUCAAGUGUGCACAAAGCUUCCGGGUCCCUUCUUCCAGUGAAUUUUGUUGCAAAAAUGACAAAAUAAAUAAAAAAAACCCUAAAAACCC